AUGAAUAUCGAGUAUGGAGUUAAGUUUUUACCCUGGAGGAAGCAAGCCACCGCCAUCCAUCCACAUAAUUUACUAAUUUACUACGGAGUACUCCGUACGGAGUAUACUACUGGAGGUUGGAAUCAAACCGACAUUCGCUUUCCCUUAUUGUGA
This is a messenger RNA of Coccidioides immitis RS, 153 nucleotides long. RefSeq lists its product as uncharacterized. NCBI's taxonomy places the organism in Eukaryota, Fungi, Ascomycota, Eurotiomycetes, Onygenales, Onygenaceae. The transcript has 3 exons. The record is from RefSeq and is a predicted model, not a curated record. Bases 1 to 153 code for a protein of 50 amino acids.